AUGCCUGCUCUGGUCUACCGACAGCCUCUUCUGCAGGAACUUAUCCGGCUGCAGAUAAUCGGUUGCGGGUACCUAACGACCGCCCCCGGUGAUGCAGUGUACGAUCAGUGGAGAGAUACGCAGUAUAAUAUGACUGUGCAAGCUGCAGAACAACCACGUCUUUUCCGACGAAAUGAUCCCGGUACUAAACGAGAAGAUUGGAGCAAAUGGCCGCCAAUGACCUUCGACGACAUGGAUUCAACGCUAAAUGUCCAACAGUAUAUCCAACAAACUAUUCAGCAAAAUCCUGCUGAAAUAGAUGUUAUUCUUGCUCCGCCACCUGAUCUUGAUGAUGGAGUGUGGAAAUACGAGCAUCUUCGCCAGUUUUGUCUUCAGCUCAACGGUUUGGCUUUCAUGCUGCAGGAAGAAUGCAAUCCUGAAACCUGCAUUCAAAUGACCGCUACUGAGCAAUGGAUCUUCCUUUGUGCGGCACAUAAGAAUCCGAAGGAGUGCUCUGCGAUCGACUACACCAGGCAUACACUUGAUGGUGCCGCGUCUUUGCUUAAUAGUAACAAAUACUUUCCCAGCAGGAUUAAUAUAAAAGAAUCAUCUUUGUCGAAGUUAGGGUCCGUUUGCCGUAGAGUUUAUCGAAUAUUCUCACACGCCUAUUUCCAUCACAGACAGCUAUUUGAUGAGUUCGAAAACAGCACUCACCUUUGCAAACGGUUUACGACUUAUGUAACAAAAUACAACCUAAUGGCUCAAGAGCAUCUCAUCGUCCCAAUUCUGCCAAGUCAACAGCCAUAA
Messenger RNA from Necator americanus (New World hookworm), 786 nucleotides. RefSeq lists its product as uncharacterized. Gene Ontology annotation, cellular component: cytoplasm. The coding region runs from base 1 to 786 and encodes 261 amino acids. The record is from RefSeq and is a predicted model, not a curated record. The transcript has 9 exons. Lineage: Eukaryota; Metazoa; Nematoda; Chromadorea; Rhabditida; Ancylostomatidae.